AUUGUCAUUAAAUUGUACACGCAGCAUUUGAAAGGCCUACCACCUUUUUUCUAUAAUUCAACACCUUUUCGUUAAUAUCGUGCACUUUCGCUUUUUUUGUAACUUCCGUGUACACAUCAUAACAAAUUACGAUAUGGAGACUUUGAUGCCAGGCAUAUAAACAGUAAUAUAGUGUGUGUGUUUUUUAACAUAGAAUGACAUCAAUGAGUCCCUCUGGUUUACAUGUGAACAAACCUGCCAUAGGUAUUAUUUUCGGUUUGAUUGUGGUUGGAAUAGUCUAUUUUAAGAUGUCAGGUAAAACAGCAUCUGUAACUAGUGCAGAUUUCUCUCAGCAGAAAUCAGAAGACAAACCAAAGGCUUCCGAUGAUCUCAGCAGUAUCAAAGUUUUCCAUAAAACAGACUUACAAGUCCCAGUUGAUGAUAAGGUAGUCACUGUGGCAUACAGAGAAACAAAAUGUGACGAGGCAAAAUUAGAUGUGCUAUUUUUACACGGCAUGAAAUUCAAAUCGGAGACAUGGGUUAGUGAACCUUUAUGGACACUACAGUUGUUAUACAAAACAGGAGGGUUUAGAGCUGUGGCUAUAGAUUUACCAGGUUAUGGUGAUAGUCCGAAUGCAGAAGUUGAUCCUGCUGCUUUUAUGGAAGCUGUAAUUGCCAAGCUGCAGUUGAAUGCACCAGUGAUUGUUAGCCCGUCUAUGAGUGGAACAUAUUCUCUACCGUAUCUCUUUAAAAAUGUGUCAAAUGCAGUGUCACGGUCAAAAGGUUUCGUACCAGUCGCUCCAGUGGGCACAGAUAAUUACAAGCCCCAGUUUCAAGAUUUAAAGAUUCCUACACUGGUGAUAUAUGGUGAGAAUGAUAAAAGCUUGGGUGCUUCAUCUGCCAAAAACUUUGAGACCAUCAAAGACAAGACAGUGGUUGAAUUAGCUGGAGCCGGGCAUGCCUGCUACAUGAAUAAACCUGAUGAAUUCCACAAACAUUUAAUUGAUUUUCUGAAAAAAUUGAGCCAAUAAGACAAAUGCGUGAUGUUUGUAAAAUAUUGAAAUACAUGUAUAUAUAUAUAUAUAUAUAUAUAUAUAUAUAUAAGUGCUAAUAAUUUUAUAUCUUUGAAUUGUCUGGCAAAAACAAUAUUGUCAGUUGGGUGCGAAGUAUUUAUAUUCACUUUUAAUAUUUAUUCAUUUUAAUCAGUCAUGAACAAGACAAUGUAUAAAUACUUGGGCAUAGUCUGUACCCUGUAACCUUCUCUUUGCUGUGGUUGUUUUUUUUUCUGUCACACUAGGGUCUUAAGAAUUUUUUUUCUUGUGUUUACACCUAUCUAUAAAACAUAUGGAAUGCCAGUGAUUCUACUCAGGUGUUGGCUUCUGACUUAAAAUUAUGCACAGAUGGGCAGGCACCUGAGGUCUUCCUCCACCAAUUAAAAGCUGGAAAGUUGACCUAUGACCUUUAUAGUACAGAAGUGACCAACAUGUUUAAUUUAACAAAAAAUGAAGCAUUAUGGUUACAGAUGGAUAAGAAAUUGAUAGCUUUAUUGUAAAUCUUUGUCUUUAUGAAGUUAUAUUACAAAUGUACUUUAUUGAUGGUUUAAUCUGAUUUCACAACUUAUGACCACUAGCUUUAAAAACCAUUUGCUAUCCAUUUAUAUACUUAACAUCCAUCUGUUGAUAUACACCCAUUUGUUAAAGUGCAUGCCUCCAGAUUCAUGCUAAUUUUCAUGAAAAAUUUUGUAAUGUAUUAAAAAGUAAAAUAUCGUAGUGAACAAAGAAAAUAAUUUUCACACUGCAAAAACAGCACUUACAACCUAUGUAAAUUACCAAAAAGAGGCUUUAACAUUCACCAGUUGCCUAAGACACACCCAUCUGUACUUCCAUCUGUCAACAUAUGCCAAUCUGUCAACAUUCACUCAUCUGCAUUUUUUCCUGAUGGUUUAUAGUUUGAACAAAUUUGUCUAUAGUUCAUUGAACAUGUAUGAACAAAUUUGUCUAUAGUUAAAUGAACGUGUAUAACUUUAGAUAGAAUAGAACAAUGGUUUGUAUAUAUAAAAUUUUGGAUUGUUUUGUUAAUGCUAUAGUUAAAAGUCUGUAUUUUAUUACAUAUAUGUACUAAAGUAAUAAAAAUGUUUGAUUUUUGAUUUAAAAAAUCAUGCUCCGUUUCAAGGAAAAAAGGUCAUUUUAUUGGUCUUAAUAUCCUAUUUUAUAUGUUUUGAAGCUAAAUACUUAUUAAAUGUAUGAUAUUUUUGCUGCCAAGCACUGAUUUAGUGUAUGAUUUUGAUGUCAAGUGAAAAUGAGGGUUAAUAUUUUAAUGUCAAUCACUGCUUUGGUGUAUGAUUUUGCUACCAAGCACUGAUUUAGUAUAUAAUUUUGAUGUCAAGUACUGGUGUAGGUUAAUGUCAAGCACUGAUUUGGCAUAUGAUUUUGCUGCAAAGCACUGAUUUGAUGUAUGCUGUUGAUGUCAAGUACAUUUGCUAAAUUUAAUGCCUAGUACUAAUUUGGUGUAAGAUUUGGAUACCAAGCACUGAUUUGGUUUUUGAUUUUGAUGUCAAGAACUGAUGCAGAUUAAAAAUUUAAUGCCAAGCACUGAUUUUGUGUAAGAUUAUAAUGUCAAGCAUUUAUGAAUUUGUUUUUUUACGUCAAGCACUGAUUUAGUAAUAGUUUGAUGCCAAGCACUGAUUUAGUAUAUAAUAUCGAAGCCAAUCAUUGGUUUCAGGUAUAAUUUUGAUGCAAAGCACUAAUUUAGUGUAUGCCCUAAUGCCAGUCACUUUGUUAGAUUUUGAGUUUUGUGUGAAAACUAUUUUAUUCAACUACAAAAUUAUAUUUAUAAAUCACAAUCAUUAAACUUACUAUUUGUAUAUGCCCAUAUACUUGUCACAUGUAUAUGUUAUUUUUCAGACAACUUUAACCAUGUCCAUCUUCAUUAUGUAAACAAAAGCCUCCAUACAAGAUACCUUUGGAAAAUUUGCUCCAUUUUAAAAUCUGACCUUGACCCUUAAAUAACUUUGACCUUUGAAGUUCUAUUAAAAAGAUUUUGAUGUAACACUCUAUGAAACAAACUAUUGCUGUUUAACAAUUGCAUUUUUUUGUUCUUGUUUUUGUUCUUGAUUUUUGUUGCAUACUUAAUUAUAGGUACUUUGAGUUAUUAUUAGAUUUUUGUGGCUAUGUGCAAUUUCUUUGUCUUGUGUGGUUUAAUAUGUAACUAGCUAACUCUUAUAAUAGGUAGUGUUAUAGCUAGUUUAUAUGUAUGGGAUGAAAAUAAUAUAAAUCUCAAUUAGGUGUUUAUAACUUUUAUUUAUUUAUUUUUUUUUUUGUAGAAAAAUUUUAAACUGUUCAUUGCAGUUUCAUUCACCUCAAAAAGUCUUACAUUGACCUUUAACCCUGUUUGAACCAAACAUAUUAACCUUUGCCAGUAUAGAGCCAGGCCAGCCUGUGCUUUCUUGUAGUUUGACUAGUAGGCUGUAUUUUAUUGGUUGCUCAAUUUUUUCAAUGUUGAUAUUGAAAUCCCUUAAAUUUUGAAUGGAUUGUUCCAAAUUCAAAUAUGGGUGAUUUCAUUGCAUAAAUUCAGAAGGUUGCAGGUUAUAGUUUUGCUCUUUGUCAACUUUAAAACUAAAUUGGGACUUUAAAGUGAAGGAAUUUAUUAUUGGUGUGAAUUGUUUAGAAUUUGCUAAACGGGGUAUAAACCUGUACAUUCUGAUAGGGUCAACAUUUUGUAUGGAAAAUAUAGAAGUUAAGAAAUUGCCACCUACCUCCUUGUACUAACAAAUUGAUGAUUGUGAUGAACUUUGUUGAAAAAUAAAAAGGAAGCUUUUGAUCUUAUACUGGUGUCUUCUUUGCAGUUUGUUUAUGCUGUAAAAAGUCUUUCUAGAAUUCAAAAUUUAACAAAACUUAAAUCGUAGAAUCAAAGGCACUGCUAAAUGUACCAUACUGUGGUUAAAUGUAAGAUGUUACAUGGCAAAAUGGAUGAAGUUACAUUUUGCAUUUUUGAUUGAUAUUGGUAGUUUCCCUUUUUCAUGUGCAACAUACAAAUAUAGAGGCCAUAUACAUGUAUAUAUUUGAUUUAUGUGUCAUGUUGGGUUUUUUUUGUUUUAUUUUUUUUGAAAAUCACCUGCUUUGCACAGGCGCGCACUAUAUUCUGUUCUAGGUAUGCAUUUAGAUACACAUAGAUAUGGCUAUAUUUUUGUGUUUUACUUAUCCUUGCUGUAAAUAGGGGCAGAAUAUAGCCUGUGUGGGUUAUAAUUUAUAUAAACUUUGUGUGUGUAAUCCUUUAUCAUGUAUAUGAAUUGUUAUGAAAUUUGAAAAUUGGGAAAUUAAAUUAUUAAUAUUAACAC
Messenger RNA from Ruditapes philippinarum (Manila clam), 4315 nucleotides. RefSeq names its product protein ABHD14A-like. The transcript has 7 exons. Lineage: Eukaryota; Metazoa; Mollusca; Bivalvia; Venerida; Veneridae. Bases 195 to 1010 code for a protein of 271 amino acids. The record is from RefSeq and is a predicted model, not a curated record.